AUGGUGCAAGAAAUAGAUUUGGGCGUAACAUGCGAUAUGCACGUGCACGUAAGAGAAGGUGCGAUGUGUGAAUUAGUCACUCCCAAAAUUAGAGAUGGCGGUGUUUCAGUAGCUUACAUCAUGCCAAAUUUACAGCCUCCCAUCACAACAUUGGACAGAGUAGUCGAAUACAAAAAGACUCUGCAAAAAUUGGCUCCUAAGACAACAUUUCUCAUGAGUCUUUACCUUUCUAAAGAAUUGACUCCAGACCUAAUUCAUGAAGCAGCCCAAAAAGGUGCAAUUCAUGGAGUCAAAUGUUAUCCAGCGGGCGUAACAACAAAUUCUUCUGCUGGGGUGGAUCCAAAUGAUUUUAGUGUCUUUUACCCAAUUUUCAAGGCCAUGGAAGAAGAAAAUCUGGUCUUGAACUUACAUGGUGAGAAACCUUCAGUACUGGAAGGAGACGAAGAAGCCAUUCAUGUAUUAAACGCAGAAGAAGCUUUUUUGCCGGCUUUGAGAAAGCUGCAUACCGACUUCCCAAACCUGAAAGUGAUUUUGGAGCAUUGCACCAGUGAGGCUGCCAUAAACACCAUUGAGGAUAUAAAUAAAGACGUGGUGAAUGCUUCAGAUGUAAAAGUCGCAGCUACAUUGACCGCUCAUCACUUGUUCUUGACAAUUGAUGAUUGGGCUGGGAAUCCAGUAAAUUUUUGCAAACCGGUUGCGAAACUUCCAAAUGAUAAGAAAGCUUUAGUCAAGGCUGCUGUAUCAGGGAAACCAUAUUUCUUUUUUGGUUCCGACUCAGCUCCUCAUCCCGUACAGAAUAAGGCCAGGUAUAUGGGCGUUUGCGCGGGGGUUUACUCACAGUCCUUUGCGAUUCCAUAUAUCGCUCAAAUCUUCGAAGAGCAAGAGGCUCUAGAUAACUUGAAAGGAUUUGUUUCAGAUUUCGGAAUUUCCUUUUAUGGCAUCGAAGAUAGUAAAUUAGCCUCUGCCGACAAAGUGGUGCUAUUCAAAAGCGAACAGACGGUUCCUCAGUCUAUAAGUGACGGGAAGGAAGUAAGCGUUAUCCCAUUCAAAGCGGGUGAUAAACUAAGCUGGUCUGUGAGAUGGGAGUCUUGUUGA
Saccharomyces eubayanus is the source of this 1095-nucleotide messenger RNA. RefSeq names its product dihydroorotase (gene URA4). Gene Ontology annotation, cellular component: cytoplasm. Bases 1 to 1095 code for a protein of 364 amino acids. Gene Ontology annotation, molecular function: dihydroorotase activity. The transcript has a single exon. The record is from RefSeq and is a predicted model, not a curated record. Lineage: Eukaryota; Fungi; Ascomycota; Saccharomycetes; Saccharomycetales; Saccharomycetaceae. Gene Ontology annotation, biological process: 'de novo' pyrimidine nucleobase biosynthetic process; pyrimidine nucleotide biosynthetic process.